UUCGGAGUUUCCUUCCCUAAACAGGCCUCAAAACCCAGCUGCCCAACAGCCAUGGAGCGUGCGAAGACCCACAUGGAGCGUGCGAAGACCCACAGCGAAAGUGCUCCUCGGGUCGAAGACCUGGUGGUUGCUGUGCGCGGGCGCUCCCUUGCAGGGACCAAGGAAUUCUUUUCGGAGGAGAGCUAUGAGUCCGACAGAGGCCGAUCCAAGGCAGCGACCACAAGAAGAUUUGGGAUCCAUAGACUGAUCAUGUAUCCGGACAACAACUUCCGGCGCAUUUGGACUGCUUUGGUGGUCGGUUUGCUGAUGUACACCGGCACCAUUUUCAUUUAUCGCUUGAUUUUCGUGCGCUUCUACGUCCCUCGAGAGCUUGAGGUACCAAAGUUUUGGACAGCCUUUGACAGCAUCGUGGACGUGAUGUUCGUGGUGGAUUUACUGAUCCAGUUUUUGUUCACGUACACUAGCGAGAAAGGGACAGAGGUGGCGGUGCCAAGGAAGAUCGCAGUGAGAUACCUGUCCGGCUGGUUUUGGGUGAAUGCGAUUUCGUGCAUACCAGAGGAGGUCGCCAGCCUUGUCUAUGCCUCGAUGGUGGGUGAUGCCACGGAGAGCUCCCCGACCGGCGGGCACAGGUCGCUGAGGCUGGUGCGGAUGCAGAGGAUGACCAAGAUCGUCCGCAUGUUGAGACUGGUGAAACUGACCCAGUUGACAGAGCGGCUCAACCUGGACACAUACAUCCAGAGAUACAAGGUUGUUGCUGUCUUGAACACUCUCUUCGGACUUGUUUGGGCAGUACAUGUGAUGGCCUGUGGCUGGUAUCUUUGUGCAGCUCUUCAUGCGGAUCCGCUCGAAACCUGGUUAGCCCGUCGUCAUGUUGGCGUCGACCAGGAGAUGCUGCUGAACUUUCCACCCCUCGACCAAUGGGCUCAUUCCAUGUACUUUGUCUUUGCAGUCUUCACCACAGUUGGCUUUGGUGACAUCUCUGCCUUCACCACCGGUGAGAUCAUUUAUUGCACUCUGACCAUGAUGGUGGGUGCCAUCGUCCACAGUUUGAUUGUUGGCCAAGUCAUUAGCGAGGUCACGAGUGACAACACCGUGAAUGCGUUUCUCAAGAACAAGCUGAAGCUAGCCAAAGAGUUUGCAGCUCACGCGAAUCUAGAUGCAGCCGGGUCAAAAGCGCUAUCCUUGUGGCUGGAGACAAACGCCCGAGAUUUGAUGACGGAGCAAUUUAAACUGGAUGAGAUGCACCAGCUGGUUGCGAAUGAUAUGCCCUUAUCCUUGAUGAAGGAGCUCCAUGGCCGUCUCUUCAAGGGGCAGCUGGUACGGAAUGGGUUUCUACGGGUGCCCUUUGUGGUGACUACCCCGCCACGAUUGCAGUUGCUCUUGUCACUGGCGUUGACGCCUAAGUUCUACGAGAAUGGCCACCUUUUGUACCACGCAGGCGAUUCUGCCUUCCACAUGUUCCUAGUCCUCAGUGGCACCUUUGCGUUUGUGGCUAGACCAGAGCGACCGAGCAAGAGCCCUCGUGCGAACGAGAUGUGGCCGUAUCAGCUCUUCUCUCACAACAGCUAUUUCGGAAACUUCGAACUGCAUGGUGGGGUGAAACAGUUCCGUCGCUGCAACGCGCGCUGCGAGUCGGAGAAGGGCCAGGCGCUGCGGCUGCCGCGCGAGCACUACAGCCGCCUGUGUGGGGAGUUCCCACAGUUUUGCGCAGCCUGGUAUUCAGAAUGCUUGCGGCGGGAAGCACUACGGUGCCGCUUGCUAGAGAUGCACACCAAGAUGCUGAAUUACCGUGUGUUGGCUGCGCGGCGGCUGCAGAGAUAUUUCAGAAGUGUGAAGGCUGACUGGGAUCAGCGCAAGAACCAGGAUGAUGACUCGACAGGGCUUCCCUCUGAGAUCAGACGGCAUUCGUGGCACUCUUCCUCCGGCGAGAUGAGUGCAUCAGUGGGCACACUAUCUGUGGAUUCGAUGCUUGAUCAGAGCCGUGGCCUUGAGUGGAAGUCGUCCGUCACACGCAGAGCUAGCUUCAAGCAAAAGUGCGAAGAGGACCCGCUGGCACGACAGCAGCAGCUUCUUGACCAUGUGUCAGCGCUUCAAGCCACUGCUGAAAAGCAGGGAGAAGCCAUAGAACGUUUGCGCUGGGAGAUGAGACAGGCUAUCGCAGGCGUGGCAGCUUUGGUCUCGGAAAAGCUGGGUGAUGGCAGUGUUUCUCCUGCAAGGCCCAAUUUGGUGCUGUGAGUUCGCGGAGUCUGCGGUAAAAGUGGCUGGAGGGUCCCACUUAGAUGAUGAACAGAGAGCAGCUAAGCAAAGCACUCAAAAGCACUUAAACCUUCAGCGCUUUCCGGUGCAUGGAAAACCAUCCCCAGAUCAAGGAGGGAUGUGGAGAAACUUCUAACUGCUUUUAUUGGAAACAAGUUGGCUGAAGAGCCUGUACCUUGGCUGCACGUUGCUUUCAUUUUGCUGCUGCCUGCCGCCAAGCGCCAGCAACAGCAUCAAUCCGAAUCUCUUUUUCUUCCCGACCGUUGGGUUGUGACGGUGGUCAAAUUUUCAGUUUUGAGGAUGUCCUGGUCAUGGACGAUGGAUGCCCAAGAUGCCAAGAUGCAGUCCAACACAAACAGUGAAACAAACUACAGUAUAUUUGCAUCAGGUGACACUUGGAAAAGUGAGACUGCAGAUGGCAGCCAUGUUGUUGCACCAGUCAAUGACAGUAAGCUGUAAGCUUGAAACCAGGACCACCUAGCCAGAGUGCAGAUCUUGAUCCUGGAGCGAAAGACUACACAGUGUAGCUUCAAAAUGAAGCAGCUGUAUUUUUCAUCUUUAGGGUAGAAGAGCGGCCUGCAGUCGUUGUAGGUCGUCUGAGCACCAGGGCGCUCACACCACGUAUGA
Messenger RNA from Durusdinium trenchii, 2883 nucleotides. Lineage: Eukaryota; Dinophyceae; Suessiales; Symbiodiniaceae. The record is from the annotation of a GenBank genome assembly.